Messenger RNA from Cephus cinctus (wheat stem sawfly), 1219 nucleotides. RefSeq names its product ubiquitin carboxyl-terminal hydrolase (gene Uch). Gene Ontology annotation, cellular component: cytoplasm. NCBI's taxonomy places the organism in Eukaryota, Metazoa, Arthropoda, Insecta, Hymenoptera, Cephidae. The coding region runs from base 137 to 820 and encodes 227 amino acids. Gene Ontology annotation, molecular function: cysteine-type deubiquitinase activity. The record is from RefSeq and is a predicted model, not a curated record. Gene Ontology annotation, biological process: protein deubiquitination; ubiquitin-dependent protein catabolic process. The transcript is spliced from 7 exons.
AAUCUAGGAUGACUCGUCAAUAGCUUUUGUUCGUACCAGUUUAUACCAAUUCAGACCAAUUGAAAGUUCUGCUGACAGAAAAGUACCGGCUUUGUGGUAUAUUUGAAAGAUAGUUUACUGCAGAAAUUCGUUAACAAUGGCUUGGGUACCACUCGAAUCUAAUCCUGAUGUUAUGACAAAGUUCCUGCAUAAAUUGGGAGUCCCAAAAAAAUGGGGUAUUGUGGAUGUCUAUGGCAUAGAGUCAGAUCUCUUGGCUGUGGUUCCUAGGCCCGUGGUAGCCCUUAUACUUCUAUAUCCUUUUUCAGACAAGACUUCAUCAUAUUAUGCUGAUCAAGAGAGUAAAAUGAAAGAGGGUGAACAACCUAUCUCUGAAAAGAUCUAUCAUAUGAAGCAGUGCGUCUCCAAUGCAUGUGGAACAGUUGCAUUGAUCCAUAGCGUUGCUAACAAUACUGAUCAGAUCAUUUUGGAGGAUGGCAUUCUGAAGUCGUUCCUAGAUGAAACCAAAGACCUUCCGUUUGCUGAACGCGGUGAAAUGCUUAUGCAAGCAUCUGGUGUUAUUGACACUCAUAAGGAAUCUGCCCAAGAAGGUCAAACUGAGGCACCAGGAGAUGAUACACCCGUGAUACAUCACUUUAUAGCUUUUGUCGAAAAGGAUGGAUCUCUCUAUGAACUUGACGGCCGUAAACCUUUUCCAGUAAAUCACGGUCCAUCUACACCAGAGACUUUCCUGGAGGAUGCUGCUCGGGUCUGUCGAGAUUAUAUGUCUCGUGACCCCGAUGAAAUGCGCUUCACUAUGGUUGCCUUGGCUGCUACUGAUUAAAGGCUGUUGGUGUAUUUAAUAAUAGCUGUUAUCAGCAUUUACAUAUAUAUACUUGACAAGACCAAAUAAUCCAUUUUCUAUAUUACACAUUCUCGACAUAAUUCAACAUAUUCAACACUGUGGCUUUCAGCAUACUUUCUAUACGCACAUCUCCAAAAAAAAUCAAAUCAUAUAUUUUGUAUGUUACUUAUAUAUUUUUACAAAAGUUAACACUGUAUAUGCUUCAUAAGAUCAAAUUAUUGGUCUUCACUUCUAGACCUGUACUUUGCUGCUGAAACACGUCACUGUGAUUCUUCUAUCGUUAUUCUAACGUAUUAACAUGUUUUAACUGAUUUUCUAAUUCAUUGGCUCAUCGCCACAACGCAUUUCGCUGCCAAUUAAAUAAAUAACUGAAACAAA